AUGCCUCCCACCAAUGCUACCGCCUCUCCUGGACCGAGCAAAACCAUUGCGGCGAGCUUGUCCCACUUCGUGAUUUUCAAUCCUACCAUACGACCUGAUAUACCGAGAUCAGAUAACAAAGACGACGAUGAUGAUUUAAGGGAAGCUGCCCAAAUCCUAUUUUAUACCUCUCGAGAGGCCGGAGGUGUCAGUAGAGAUAAGAUGUUGAGGCAGGUAGGGCUGGCAAAAGGGCUAAGGGGAUUUGGAAAUAUGAUCAUCGAAUCAUCCUCCAAAUACACCUCGAUUCAUGGGAAUAGGAGUCGUCUGAUUGUAUUUAGUCCUGAACCAGAUUUCUACGUAUAUAUGUGUAUCACACUCUCACAUCUGGACAAUGAGAAGAAGGACCCCGUGAAUGGUUCUCAAGGCAUAUCCGAUGAAAUGCUUGUUGAUGGUUUAGCCAAGGGCUAUGAGGACUUCAGGCUAUUAUACGGACCAUUCUCCUCUCACACCAUCCCUUCAGCUCCUCUCUCGACCAUCCUCGACAAGUUUUUCACUCGCUUUGCAUUUCAAUUCGAAUCCGCCUAUCUCUCCUCACCAUCGCUGUCAACCUGGGUGGAAGUUUAUCCUCCAAUGUCUAUUGCAGCCGACCUGAUCGAGGAAUAUCGGUCCAGCGUCGAAGGCUCGCUCAUUGUGGUCGGACCCAAAGGACCUCUGUACAAGGACGAAGUGGUGGAUGAUCCAGCUCUGAUAAGAUAUCUACAUAACCUCGUCCAGUCGACCCUUCCUCCACCUGUCAUAUCGCAGCCUAUACCUACUAGCGGUGAUAGACACACAAUGAGCUUCGGCUUGAAUCUUGGCCUUGGCUUAGGUAGAAAAACACAGAACAGCCGUAAAUCGAGUUGGACAACUUUGGGAGGAUGGGUACCGGAUAUAAGACGUAGCUCUACUCCUUCAUCCACUCCAUCAUUCCCCAAACCUGACAGCGCAAUCAAAUCCGAGGAUGGGGUUGAUGAAGCUCGGAAAGGCAAAUGGGGGUUUGGAUUGGGUGGGAUAGGAGAUGCGAUGGGUAAUGUGGGAAAUGUGUUUGGCUUGGCAAGAUCGUCGACACCUACUUCUGUACAGGUCGGGAGUCAAGAUAAACAGGGACCAACAACAACGUCUACCUCUCACGAUAGACAGGAACCUCUCACAUAUGAUAACAAUCGGACUCACCAUGUCGAGCCCGCUUCCGUAGUUGUAGAAGAGCUCGAAGCGGCUGUGGAGCCGGACGAAGAGAUAGAAUGGGAAGGCAAGAAUGUGUGGAUCAGGUCGGUGCAGGAUGGUGUAUACGAGAAGAGGCGGGCGUGUUGGGUAAUUCGCAACGAUAUCCUGGUCUCCGUCAUACUUCUCAAAGAUGCUGUCCCGCCUCAUACUCUUCCAGAUACCAAAGCCACUACAGAUCUGUUCAAAAAGCUCAUUGGUCAAACCUCACCUGAACCUCACUCUGCUUCGAAUAACCCCUGUAUAGCGUUGUUAGGGCAAGACAGGAUCGUGACAAGAGGCGAAUUAGAUGGCAUUUCUGAUCAGUCGUUAAUUCAUCUGAGAUCAGCCAUACAAGACUCGGAUAUACAGGAGGUACUCGCGAAAUCCACUUCAAACAGGUUUUUGGUGGCUAAAAAGAGCGACAAGCUGGAAUUGUACAUGAAGGUGGGAGGGGACGAUGCUAGUUUGACUGAUGCUGAUCAUGCCAUGAGGACUUUUACGAGACUCAAUGGUGGAAUCAGUGUAUGA
Molecule: messenger RNA, 1749 nt
Organism: Kwoniella botswanensis
Lineage: Eukaryota; Fungi; Basidiomycota; Tremellomycetes; Tremellales; Cryptococcaceae
Exons: 7
Coding region: 1-1749 (582 amino acids)
Biological process (GO): vesicle-mediated transport
Cellular component (GO): Mon1-Ccz1 complex; intracellular membrane-bounded organelle
Source: RefSeq, a predicted model, not a curated record